AUGUGUCGUUUUGUAAUCUACAAGGGCACGUCUCCCGUCCAGCUCUCACAUCUUCUAACACGCCCAUGCCAUUCAAUAAUAAACCAGGCAUUUGAUUCUCGCUUACGACUGGAUCGCCGAAGGCCAAUGAAUGGAGAUGGUUUUGGUGUUGGUUGGUACGAUUCUGUAUAUGACGAGGAACUUGGUGUCCAGCCUUGCAUAUUCACGUCUGUUACACCGGCAUGGAACAAUGUCAAUCUCACUCGACUCGCUGAAAAGAUCAAAUCGCCGUUGGUGUUUGGCCAUGUACGGGCUACGACAGCGGGAUCAUUGUCUCUAGACAACUGCCAUCCGUUUGUACACGGAAAGCUCAUGUUCAUGCACAAUGGUGGAAUCGCCGAUUUUCAUCUGAUCAAGCGGAAAUUGCAGAGUCAACUGCCUGACGUUGCCUUUGAUAUGGUGCAGGGCAAUACAGGCGAUAACUCGGGCUCUAGACUGUUUUCUUUUCGGUUUCUCAUAUACCGCCAGCUUCCAGACCCGGACGCCACCUCUUUCAGCUCCCAAACGUUGCGAAAGGCGAUGCUUGACACAAUCGCUUCCCUGAAUGACUUUGCGGAAGAGGCUGGGAUCACCGAGGUCUGCUUGUUACCGUAUCUCAUGAAUUUUUGUGUAACGGAUGGUGACACCGUCAUUGCUACUCGGUAUAUUUCAUCACGGAAAGAUGAAGCAGCUUCCCUUUGGUUCUCAUCCGGCACAACAUUCAGUGAAUACGCAGAUGGCGGCCACUAUAAAAUGUCAAAAGCUGACAAGAGAGAGAACAUUAUCAUGAUCGCGAGCGAGCCACUUACAUUUGAGAGAGCUGACUGGAUGGAAAUAAAAACCAAUACCAUGGUCGUCAUUACGCCCAAAAUGAAUCUUCUACAGAUACCAAUAAUCGACCAAUUUUACGUUGCACCUUCAGACCCUAACUCCGCUAGAACCAUCGAGUUUGCUCGAGAGAAGGGGUUGCUUACGCCGCGCAAGGAGCUGUCUUCGCGGUAG
Guyanagaster necrorhizus is the source of this 1020-nucleotide messenger RNA. Its product is annotated as glucosamine 6-phosphate synthetase. Gene Ontology annotation, molecular function: omega peptidase activity. NCBI's taxonomy places the organism in Eukaryota, Fungi, Basidiomycota, Agaricomycetes, Agaricales, Physalacriaceae. The transcript has 11 exons. The coding region runs from base 1 to 1020 and encodes 339 amino acids. Gene Ontology annotation, cellular component: cytoplasm; glutathione hydrolase complex. Gene Ontology annotation, biological process: glutathione catabolic process. The record is from RefSeq and is a predicted model, not a curated record.